AUGAGAAGAUAUCGAUCCAUGGCGAUGGCAUCCCAUGUUCAUCCAAAGGACGACCGCCUCUGGACCCAUCUCUGGACAACUGGACUGUCCGUGGACGAGUUUUGGAUCACCCAUGGCUACUUAGGAUGCAAAUGUCAUGAUAGGUGGAGUCCGCUGGUGGAAAUUACCAUUGACCACAGACACAUGUUCCCCUUGGUCUCAAAGAGAGACAGCAGUUGGAAUUGGAAGGUGUCUUCAAGAUAUGAAGUGAAAGAGGUUCACAUUCCUGAAGAUUCAAUUGGUCUGAUCAUAGGAAGAGAUGGGGAAAACAUCAGAAGGAUUCAGGGUGCCUCAGGUACUAGGAUUGAGUUCAAGGAUCCAGUUUUUGGUGCAACAGAGAGAAUAUGUGUCAUUCGUGGAACUCCUGAUAAUGUGGAGUAUGCAAAGUGUCUUAUCCUUCAGGCUCUGGCUGAUCAACCAAGAAUACAACAGUGUGUCAUCUUCAUUCCCAAGGUAGAUGUCAAUCCUGUUGUUGAAACUCAUUGA
Darwinula stevensoni is the source of this 525-nucleotide messenger RNA. Lineage: Eukaryota; Metazoa; Arthropoda; Ostracoda; Podocopida; Darwinulidae. The record is from the annotation of a GenBank genome assembly.